Molecule: messenger RNA, 342 nt
Organism: Rotaria socialis
Lineage: Eukaryota; Metazoa; Rotifera; Eurotatoria; Philodinida; Philodinidae
Source: the annotation of a GenBank genome assembly
AUGACAAACAAACAGCAUCGUCCCCAUAUUAGGUAUCUUCGAAUCAUCAAUGGUUGUGCAUCAAUUAAUCUUAAACAUUCAAGUAUAAAUUGUUUAUCAAUUAUACGCGGUUUACUUCAAUAUAAUGUUGAACAACGUCUCGGAUGUGGCAAACGUGGCACUCUAGAUAUUAUUGAACAUGCUUGGUUCGACGAAGUUAAUUUCUGGACAUUAUAUCAACAGAAAUACAUAGCUCCGUUUAUUCCUAUUCGUAAAUAUAUUUUCACAGAUCGAUAUGAAGAUGACACAAUACUUAGGUUUACGGCGAAAAAUCUAUACGAAAGUGAAUUUAAGGAAUUUUAA